AAAGAAUCGUUUUUAGUGGGGCGACACAUUCCCAAACUCAUUAGCGAUAAAAAUCGGAGCUUUAGAAAGGGGGGCGAAGGAGCUUCUUCUCGCAUAAAUGGAGAUUGCGAUCAAACCCUCGUCUUUUCCCGCAUCGAAUCCCUCGAUCCCGUGUUGCAAUCCGUGCCCAAUUAGGGUUACGAUCGAAGGACGCGAAUCCCCUUCGAAUGUCCGUGCUUUAUCCGCUGCUUCGUCGGCUUUUCGCUGCAGUGCUUCUAGGAUUACUUCGAGAUCCACACGUGACUUGCACAAGAGCAAAAGCAAUCUUGAAUCGUUAUUCUGCUAUGAUAAAGCUGUUCCAGAGGAGAAUAUCGAGAAACCAGUUGGCUUAUCUUUGGAUAAAGUAAACAUCGGGAACAAGCCGCCUUGCAGUAUUUGUGAAGCCAAAGGUGCAGUGCUGUGCGCAACUUGUUCUGGUUCAGGCUUGUAUAUCGACUCUAUACUGGAGAGCCAAGGAAUUAUCGUGAAAGUUAGGUGCCUAGGUUGCGGAGGAACUGGAAAUAUAAUGUGCUCACGAUGCGGAGGGCGUGGUCAUUCCAGGGCCGACUGAGACUAAUUCUUUUGCUUCUAUUUUGUUUGGGUAUGUUCCUUACAUACAAGUGAUGUCACUUUCAAUUACUAGUAACAUUCUGUAGAGUUUGAGUUUGUGAUAAAUGAACUGAGUUUAUCAAGCUAAAUGUACUUCAAUUCAGCACGACUAUGUGAUUCUGGAGAGUGAUGGACAAGCUUAAA
Molecule: messenger RNA, 771 nt
Organism: Ananas comosus (pineapple)
Lineage: Eukaryota; Viridiplantae; Streptophyta; Magnoliopsida; Poales; Bromeliaceae
Exons: 3
Coding region: 98-589 (163 amino acids)
Source: RefSeq, a predicted model, not a curated record